AUGGGGAUUUUACGAUUGCACGAGACUGAGAAUGCGGAUAUUGAUGAGUUCCGCCGUAUGCUACUGUCUUGCGCUGCCGGACACCGGAGAAAGGACGGUGACGAUUUGAGAGACAGAGAUCCUGUGAUCUCCGGAGCUGGAAACAACGACGCACUGGAGAAGUUAGUGUGUGUCACCAGCGGCGUUUCGUACCUCGGUAUCGCUGUUGUGAACCAGCUCCUCGUCCAUGGUUACUCCGUGCGGAUCAUUGUUGAUAAUGAAGAAGAUGUGGAGAAGCUGAGGGAGAUGGAAAUAUCUGGCGAAAUGAGACUUACCAAUAGUAUUAUUGAAAUAGUCAUGUCUAAGCUGAAUGAAAUUGAAAGCCUGGCCAAUGCAAUUGAUGGUUGCCGUGGCGUGUUUCACACUGCUGGAUUUAUCGACCCUGCCGGGUUAUCUGGCUAUUCGAAAGCUAUGGCUGAGAUUGAAGUGAAUGCAAGUAAAAAUGUUGUAAAGGCGUGUGGGGUUACACCUUCAGUUAGACAUUGCGUACUCACAUCCUCACUUUUGACCUGUAUUUGGCGAGAUCAUUCUUGUGAUGAACUCCCUUUUCUAAUUGAUCAUAGCUGCUGGAGCGAUGAAUCCGUCUGCCUAAACAAAAAGCUCUGGUAUGCUUUGGGGAAAUUGAAGGCAGAACAAUCUGCUUGGGAAGUUGCCAGGGAGAGCGGUGUUAAACUUGCGACCAUUUGUCCCGGGCUUAUCACCGGGCCAGAUUUCUACCGUCGUAGUCCAACAUCUACAAUUGCUUAUCUCAAAGGUGUUCAAGAAAUGUACGCGCAUGGCUUGCUAGCAACCGUCGACGUAAAUAGAUUAGCAGAGGCACAUGUAUGUGUAUUCGAGGGGAUGAAAAAGACAGCAUCCGGGAGGUACAUUUGCUUUGAUAGACUAAUAGAAAGUCGAGAUGAUAUUGAAAAUUUGGCUAGAGAGACGGGCAUAAACACAAGCACAAUAAUCGGUGGCACGUCAAGUAGCAACAGGGCUCGGUUUGAAUUGUCGAACCAGAAGCUUUUUCGAUUGAUGUCAAGAACGUGGAGAUGUUUUAAUGAGUAA
This is a messenger RNA of Fraxinus pennsylvanica, 1086 nucleotides long. The record is from the annotation of a GenBank genome assembly. NCBI's taxonomy places the organism in Eukaryota, Viridiplantae, Streptophyta, Magnoliopsida, Lamiales, Oleaceae.